ACAUGGUGGUGAAGCUAGUGAUCCUGUUCCUCCUUUGUCACAUUGCAUCUGCAGUGAGCCAUUCUCUGAAGUAUCUUGUCACUGGAUCCUCUGGAGACCCAAACAUCUCAGAGCUUAUGUAUGUUGCAGUGGUUGAUGACACGGAGGUGCUUUAUUGCGAUGCCAGCAAGAAGAUAGUAGAACCAAGACAGGACUGGGUGAAAAAAAUGUUUGCUGACAACCCUGACAUGUUAUUGGGGUACACUCAUGAGUGUUUUGAGCAUCAGCCAAAUUUUUUCAAAAGCUUGAUUUCUAAUUGGAAGCAGCUGUUAAACCAAAGUGAAGGUGUUCACAUUUUACAGAGCAUAAUUGGCUGCAAUGUGAAUGAAAACUCUGGAGAGGUUUCAUGCUUUUUACAGUUUGGUUUUAACGGAGAAGGCAUUUUUGAAUUUGAUCCGAAGACAAAGACAAUGAUCACACUGAAACCAGAGCUUCAAAUUAGCGAACAGAUGCUGGAUGAUCACAGAAAUCUAAUUAAAUACGUUGAAAACCUCUUCAGUAUGUUUCAACCGAAACUGACGAUUUUUUUGGACUAUGGGAGCAGCUCCUUGAACAAAACAGUUCCUCCCUCAGUGUCUCUCCUCCAGAAGACUCCCUCCUCUCCAGUCAGCUGCCACGCUACAGGUUUCUAUCCUGAUAGUGCCGUGAUGUUCUGGAGGAAAGAUGGAGAGGAGAUUCAUGAUGGUGUGGAUCUUGGAGAAAUCAUCCCCAACAAUGAUGGGACCUUCCAGACAAUUGUUGAUCUGAAUGUUUCAUCAGUCACACCUGAAGACUGGAACAGAUACGACUGUGUGUUUGAGCUCUCUGGUGUUAUGAACAUCAUCACAAAAAUGGAUAGAACACGAAUCAGAUCCAACAGGAGUGAGAGAACUGCUCCAGUCAUUGCUAUAGUCGUUGCUCUUCUUAUUUUCAUCAUCAUUGCCGCCGUUGGAUUUGCUGUUUACAAAAAGAAGAAAGGUGAGACUCCUGAGAACAGCACUGAAAUCUCUGUGAGACUCAAUCAAGAGACUUCCUCAUCUAUAUAG
Molecule: messenger RNA, 1064 nt
Organism: Neolamprologus brichardi
Lineage: Eukaryota; Metazoa; Chordata; Actinopteri; Cichliformes; Cichlidae
Source: RefSeq, a predicted model, not a curated record